Quercus lobata is the source of this 1017-nucleotide messenger RNA. RefSeq lists its product as uncharacterized. Lineage: Eukaryota; Viridiplantae; Streptophyta; Magnoliopsida; Fagales; Fagaceae. The record is from RefSeq and is a predicted model, not a curated record. The transcript is spliced from 3 exons. Bases 94 to 678 code for a protein of 194 amino acids. Gene Ontology annotation, cellular component: chloroplast stroma; chloroplast thylakoid membrane.
UAGUCUUUACACAGACACUCUCUCUCUCUCUCUCUCUCUCUCUCUCUCUCUCUCUCUCUCUCUGUUAUCAGAACUCAGACAAAUUCAGAAGCCAUGGCCUCCUGCGCUGCGAGGCUACUCUUCCAACCCGCACGUGUCAACUCCCACGUGCCACUCUCCCCUUUAACUGUUUCUUCCCGCUCACCAUUGCUCAUCACUUGGGACAAAGACAAAGACAUCAUCAACAACCGGUUCCUCUUUAAGCUCAGCCAACGGAGUCUGACGUCAGUAGCCAAGUCUUCACCGGAAAGUGACGGCAUUGUACCGGCCGACGAAGAUGGUGUCUCUCUUGGGACUUUGAAAUUGCCUUCCAAUACUAAUCUUCAGAGAUUUGAGAGCUUGCUCUUCCAGUGGGGCAACAGUCUUUGCCAAGGAGCUAAUCUGCCACUACCUGUACCUUUGAAGGUAGACAAAAUUCCUGGUGGAGCUAGACUAGGUUUUAUUACGAUUGGUGAUGGGAAGACUGAGGUACUCGUGUACAUAGAUUGCUUGGUUUUUCCAGCAACUGCUGAUUCUGGUCCAGUUUUCCGAGCUAUAAGAAAUGGACCCUUAAAAGAUCAGUCACCUCCUGGUGAGCCAAGAAUCAUGAGAAGUCUUCUGGAAGCGCUAAAGAAGUCCGUGGAAAUCGCUAGAGUUUGAACGAGUAUUUUUGUGUGUGUUAUAUGUAAUAUUUUUUACUAUUAGUGUGUUAAAUUUAAUAGUAUAGAUUCUGUUUUAAUUAUAUCAACGUUUUCAUGCAUAGUUUGUACUUUAAUGAAGCUUGGUUUUUGCAGAGAUCUUAAGUCCUUGUCUCAUGUAUAUGCUUGCCGACCAAUAGAUCAUCCAGGGUUUAGAAUCUAAACGGAUUACCUUAGGCUGUUAGUUUAUUAAGAAGGUGAUGUAAAAUUGUUUAUAAACAGUGUCGAUCAGUAUGAAGCAUUUGCUUUCUACAUGCAUGCUGGGAUAAGAACGCUGGAAAUGAUGUGCUUUCUUAUACUA